AUGUCCUCUGCCGUCGUUCCUGGUGACGAUCCCCGCGACGCCUCUGCGGAGGCUCCGCUGUCUCUGCCCGAGAAGUGGCAGACUGACUCAUUCGGUGCGCACCUGUGUCCGCUGAUGUUUGUGUCUGGUCUGAUCAUGGUGACGCGGAAUCGGUACCUCGCGUGGCCGUCCCUCCUGCUCUCCAUCAACAGCGUCAUCAACCAGCACCCCCUGCGCAUGAAGGAGGGCGCACAGAGCAACAUUAGCGUCAUCAUGCUCGGCAUUGGCGCACUCAUUGCGUCGUACCUGCCGCUCAUCCUCAUCGGGCCUGCGGCGAAGGUUCCCCCGCCGUCUAUGUGA
Trametes versicolor FP-101664 SS1 is the source of this 339-nucleotide messenger RNA. RefSeq lists its product as uncharacterized. Gene Ontology annotation, molecular function: protein folding chaperone. Gene Ontology annotation, biological process: protein insertion into ER membrane. The record is from RefSeq and is a predicted model, not a curated record. Bases 1 to 339 code for a protein of 112 amino acids. Gene Ontology annotation, cellular component: endoplasmic reticulum membrane. Lineage: Eukaryota; Fungi; Basidiomycota; Agaricomycetes; Polyporales; Polyporaceae. The transcript is spliced from 4 exons.